Molecule: messenger RNA, 4152 nt
Organism: Octodon degus (degu)
Lineage: Eukaryota; Metazoa; Chordata; Mammalia; Rodentia; Octodontidae
Gene: Znf831
Product: zinc finger protein 831
Exons: 5
Coding region: 1-4152 (1383 amino acids)
Source: RefSeq, a predicted model, not a curated record
AUGGAGGCUCCAGAACCCACCUUCCCUGCUCCAGCUACCAGGGACCAGACAGUUCCUAUGCCUGGACCCACGGGGGCCCCGAGUGGUCAGGCCUCUCCUCGUCUUACCUUGGGGCCCAUCAUCCUGCCUCCGGAGCAGGGCCUUCCCCCUGCCAUGAUCCUCAAAGCUCUGCCUAUCCCGCUGUACCAUACGGUGCCUCCUGGGGGCCUCCAGCCACGUGCCCCGCUGGUGACAGGCAGCCUGGAAGGGGGCACGAUGCCCUUCAUCCUUAGUCCCCUGCUGCAGCCUGAAGGGCCUGGGUCGGCCCAGGUGGGCAAGCCAGCCACUCCAGCCCUGACAGUGAACAUCGUGGGCACCCUGCCUGUCCUGUCCCCGGGGCUGGGGCCCGCACUGGGCAGCCCUGGCAAGGUGCGGAAUGCUGGCAAGUACCUGUGCCCGCACUGUGGCCGUGACUGCCUGAAGCCCAGUGUCUUGGAGAAGCACAUCCGGUCCCACACGGGUGAGAGGCCCUUUCCCUGCGCCACGUGUGGCAUCGCCUUUAAGACCCAGAGCAACCUGUACAAGCACAGGAGGACACAGACGCAUCUCAACAACUCCCGGCUGUCCCUGGAGUGUGAGGCAGGUGGGAGCAGUGUCUCGGAGGAGGGGAACAGGGCUGGAGAGCCCUCCGCAGGGGACAGCAGGCCAGAGAACUGGAGCCAGAGAACGAGUGAUGGAGCACCAGGGAGGCCUCUUUCCCCGGGUGCCCAUCUGUCCCUUGAUGUCAAGAACCUAGAAGCGAAGGCGGAAGUCGCUCCCCCAGUAGGUUCCAUACCUGCAGGAAGAGAGGGUCCUACGGACUCCUCCCAGACGACAUUGCCUGGUCUCCCGCUGGCCACCACACAGUCUUGGCGGAAGCUGCCAGAAGCAAAACCAGGCUCCCUGCAGCGGCAGCAGGAGAUGUCCUCGGAGAAGCCCUGGGACGCCAAGGCCUCCGAGGGCCGGCUAAGGAAGUGCGAGAGCACCGACUCGGGCUACUUGUCUCGCUCAGACAGUGUGGAGCAACCGCCGCCGCCCUCCAGCCCCCUGCACAGCCUGUCGGAGCACAGCGCAGAGUCCGAGGGGGAGGGAGGCCCGGGCUCAGGCCCUGGGCGCACGGGAGCCGAGCCCGCAGCACCAGCGGCCAGCGUGGAGCUGGAGAAGAAGCGGCUGGAGGAGCGCAUCGCCCAGCUCAUCUCCCACAACCAGGCCGUGGUGGAUGACCCCCAGCUGGAUCAUGUGCGGCCCCGCAAGACCGUCCUGUCCAAGCAGGGCAGCAUUGACCUGCCCAUGCCCUACACCUACAAGGACUCCUUCCACUUUGACAUCCGGGCACUGGAGCCUGGCCGCAGGAGGGCCGCCCUCAGCCCAGCCUGUUCCACCUUCACCGCUCUGGAUAAGUCCCGGCCCCUCUUCUUCCACUCUGUGCCCACUCAGCUCUCCAGCACGGUGGAAUACGUCCCGGUCACCAGGAGCAACUCGCUGCCCUUUGUUGAGGCCUCCAGCACGUGGCCAGAGCCUCGAGAUCGGCAGGACACCUGCCCCACGAUGCAGAAGCCCCUGAGCCCCAGGCUGGCCCCAGCCCGACUGGGUUGCCGCUCUGGGCUGACCUUGGCGGGUGUCUCCAGUGGCCACCCCCGGGCCCUGGUGAGACAGGCUGCCGUGGAGGAUGUGUUCUGCACCCCCACCUCAGAUCCUGUUGCCCCCACAGAGAGCCUGGAUGGAAAGAGAAUUGCCCCCGGGGAGGGGGUCCCUUGCACGAGCAGGGGGUCCGGUAAGAAGUGCGGCCAGAGGAAGCCGAAGAUGUUCUCCCAGGAGAAGUGGCAGGUGUAUGGCAAUGACACGUUCAGGAGAAUCUACCAGAAAAUGAAAGCCAGCCAUCAGGGAGUGCGGAAAGCCAGGGACGGACCAGGGGGCCACGGGACAGAGCUGCCUCCUCCGCAGAAAGAGGCAGCAGAGUCCAAGGGGGCAGCCCCGUCUCAGGACAGUGGAACACCUGUCCUUGGAGACGCUUCUGUAGCGGCCAAGCCAGUGUCUCAGGGAAGUCCACCAGCUCCAGAGGGCCCCGUAGAUCCUGAGUCCCCUGAACUUGGGAGGACGGGGUCCAGAGCAGAAGCCAGGGACCAGCUCAGGAUGGCCAGGGCUGUGUCAUCCCCCACCCUUGGCAGCAGGGUUCCCUCAGGCUCAGGCAGUAGGAGUCCUCUGCUUUCUCCAAACGGGCAGCAGGAGCUGAGGUGGCAGCUGCCCCUGGUGCCUGGGCCCCUACAUGAAGGUGACUUGGGUGCUCCCAGGCCAGCUGUGUCAGACCUCCAGCUGGAAGGGGGCGUUUCUGGGGAUGGAGGUGUGAAGGAGACACACCCACGGGCUUCAGCUGUGCUGAGACGGCCUGGGGGUGGCUCUGGGGAGCCCUGGCCUGCAGAGGACAAACUCCCCUCGGAAAGGAAGAAGCUGAAGGUAGAAGGGCUGAACCCUCAGGAGCAGCUGGGGCCCCUGGCAGCAGAGAUUUCAGGUGCCUCUGCUCAGGAUGCCUCUCUGCCCUCCCAGAGGCAGGACAGUGACCCUAGGGAGAUAGCAGGUGUGCCACAGGAGCAGGCCAAGAAGGUGGCUGAUCAUUUGGCACCCUCUGGCACCUUCUCAGCUGCUCUUGCUGCUGCCCAAAGGCAGGCAGGGCUGGAGGGCAAGGAGCCCACACUGCCCCCUGCUGUGGGGGCUGCCGGGCAGCAUUCCCAGCAGGUCUCCCGGUCGCAGGCUCCCCACAUAUUCCCAGCUAUGGCAGGCAGCAGCUUUCCUCCUAAGUACCUCCUUAGGUUACCUCAGGGAGACACCCCCUCCCCACUGCCUGUCCCUGUAGUGUCCAUACAAGGCCAACACUCUCUGUGCACAGCUGGGCCACCCAAGGAACUGGGGAUGCCCUGGCCUCCUGGCCUGGCCUCAGACCCAAUCCUAGGCGAGGUGGAUGGCAGCCCAGAGGAGCCCAGCUGCUUCAGGCCAAGGGAUGGAAAGAGCAAGACGCCUUUGGGAAGAGAAAAGCAAGCAGAGACUGACGCAUGCAUCCUGGCACCUGUGCAGUCUCCUGGCUCAGCCCCGGGGCCCCCUCGGGACACAGCCUCUCUCCUACCUGUCUCCACGUGUGACACCCUUGCAGUCCAGGACAAGGGAGGUGAGCCCUAUGACACCUGUCACUCCUGCACAGACAGCACAUCAGCAAGGACCAGGACCUCUGGGGGUGUCCUAAAGACUCAGGCAUCCGGCAGGGAGCUGCAGCGGUGUCCUGAAGAUGUCUCAGAAGACCCUCCCUUGAAAGUCAGCCCCUGCUGCUCUGUCCAGCCCGGCUCCUUCCCCAUGGCCCGCUCAAGGCCACAGCCCUUGCCCCUGGGCCACCUAACACUGUCUCUGACGCCCAACUUAGGGACCCUUGGGAGCUGUGGGGCGCAGAGUCCCUUCCCCUCCCUGAGGGCUGAGCCCCAGCUCACAUGGUGUUGCCUGAGGCGCAGCCUGCCCCUGCCUCAGGAGCAGAAGGAGAAGGCUGCUUCCGUGUACUCAGCUCUGCACUUCCCUGGCGGCAGCCUCCAGGGUGGAGGUCCUGAUGCCCAGCCCCUGAACGGUGGAGAACACAUCACUGCAGGGACGCGGACCCAGGACCUGACAUUGGACCCAGAGUGGAAGAAAGGCCUGUCUCGCAGGAGGACAAAGACAGUCUGCAGGAACAGCAAGCAGAGAAAGCUGAAGACCAAUCCAAAAAGCAACGGGGUCCGCGCCACAGGCGCUCCCCCUACCCCCGCCCGCCUUCACCCCGAACCCUGGAGGCUGGCAAAGUGCGCGGAGGGUCCGCUGCGACAAGCACGCUUCCUGCCCCUGCGGGCUGUUUCCUCCCGGGCUUUUCCUCCUCCGGUGGUCAGCACGGCCCGCGGGGUCAGCGGGUGGUUCGGGUCCCUGGUCCUGCCCGGUCCCCUGGUUCGUUCCCCUGGACCUGGCUCCGUGCGGCUCACACGCGCACAGACGCGUGUACACGCGACAGCCCCCGCCCGCACACGUCUCGGCUCCCCAGGCUCGCAGGAGCCACAGGAAGACGGGGGAGGGAGCGGGACCUCGGCCACCUCGCCUGUCACCUACACCCCCGCUUCCGGCCGCUAG